Nothobranchius furzeri (turquoise killifish) is the source of this 5407-nucleotide messenger RNA. The record is from RefSeq and is a predicted model, not a curated record. Lineage: Eukaryota; Metazoa; Chordata; Actinopteri; Cyprinodontiformes; Nothobranchiidae.
UCAGUCUUUGCUGCAGCAGGAUGCUUCCUGUUGGAAAAUCACGAUAUUUAUGUCAAAUUAAUGGUUUCAUGUAAAGGUUUAUAAAUUAAUGGCGUCAUAUUUUAGACACAGGAGCUAUUUUAGAACUUCAGGACAGUAAUCCACUUUGUGACCAGCUGUUAGCUCAUAAAUCAGCUGUUUUUUCACUUUAAAUCUGAUUUUAUGACACCCUUCUGAACUAAAUACAUUAUAGUGGAAAGUAUUUUAUGUUGGAAUUAAUUGGUAAACUAAUCCUAAUUCCUACAGAUUAAUCUUCCCUGUGGGUGGAUUUAACAUGAUGUAUCCACUUGAUUUGUGACAGAAGCUCCACUGAAAAACUCUGGCAUUCCUAUUAAUUUAUUAAUCAUUAAUUUUGUUGUUGGCAAAGUCGUUUCGGGCCGUGACGUUGGGAAUGAUGUUGGGAAUGAUGUUGGGAACACCUUUACCUCACAGCACAGGGUUUCCUCCUCUGGGAGUGUCUGACCUGUCCAGGUGUCUGACCGCUGAUCCACAGGUGUGUGUGUGUGUGUGUGUGUGUUUGUUUCAGAUACGUGUGGACGGGAUCCUGCCACCGGCCCAGAAUGCUUUGCUGUAUGAGACGGUGCCGGUGGUGGAGGGAAAGGCUAUUCUGAGGGACAUGGUUCUGAGUCCAGACAACCAGUUCAUCUACCUGCUCAGUGACAGACAGGUAACCAAGCUGCCGGUGGAGAGCUGUGAGCAGUACAGCAGCUGCUCUAAAUGUUUGGGGUCAGGAGACCCUCACUGUGGAUGGUGUGUCCUCUUUAACAAGUGUUCCAGACAGGAAGCAUGUGACAAGUGGGAGGAGCCUCAGCACUUCAAAACCCACCUGGAUCAGUGUGUUGACAUAUUGGUCUCCCCGAGGAACAUGUCAGUCACCUCUCCCCCUACUCAGCUGACUAUUCAGAUCCAGAAUGUCCCGGUUCUGUCGGGUGGAGUUUCCUGUGUGUUUGAGAAUCUGACAGAGACACCAGGAGAGGUGAAGGUCAAAGGUCAGGUGGUGUGCAUGUCCCCAUCCCUGAGAGACCUGCCAGCACAUGUGCCUCCCUAUGGAGAGAAGAGGGUGGUUCAGCUGAGUCUGCGCUCCUCGGAGACCGGACUCCAGUUCAUCUCCACCAACAUCCUUUACUACAACUGCUCCGUCCUCACCUCGUGCACUUCCUGUGUCAGCAGCGUGUUUCCGUGUCAUUGGUGUAAAUAUCGUCACAUCUGCACCAACAACCUGCAAGAUUGCUCCUUCCAGGAGGGCCGAGUCAGCACCAUGGAGGGUUGCCCUCAGAUCCUCCCCACGGUGGACAUCCUUGUCCCUGCCGGGAUGGUCCGUCCAAUCACGCUGCGAGCUCGGAACCUCCCCCAGCCCCAGUCGGGUCAAAAGAACUACGAGUGUGUGUUUAACAUCCAGGGGAAAGUCCAGCGCAUCCCGGCCGUGCGCUUCAACUCCUCCUGCAUCCAGUGUCAGAACACCUCGUACUGGUACGAAGGAGACGAGGCCGGCGACCUCCCGGUGGAUUUCUCCGUCGUCUGGGAUGGAGACUUUUUUAUUGAUAAGCCAGCAUUCAUGAAAGCGUUGCUGUAUAAGUGUGAGGCUCAGCGCUCCAGCUGUGGUCAGUGUCUCAAAGCGCCCCCUGUCUUUGAGUGUGGGUGGUGCACUGAAAGCAAGAAGUGCCUCCUCCAGCAGCACUGCCCCUCCCCUGAGCAGAACUGGAUGCAUCAUGGCCGACACAACCUGCGCUGCAGCCACCCGCGUAUCACCAAGAUCGAUCCCCUGACGGGACCCCGGGAGGGAGGGACACGGGUGACAAUUGAGGGGGAGAACUUGGGUCUGCAGGUAAGGGAGAUCGCUCACAUCCAGGUGGCUGGAGUUCGCUGUAACCCCGUCCCAACGCAAUACAUCAGCGCCGAGAGGAUCGUGUGUGACAUGGCUGAGGCCCUGCUGCCCCACUCUCCAGGCGGGCCGGUGGAGCUGUGCAUCGGCGUGUGCAGCGCGGAGUAUCGAACGCUCUCCACCCAGACCUACUCCUUUGUGAGCCCCAGCUUCACUCGCAUCCGCCCAGUGAGAGGCCCGGUUUCCGGAGGCACCAGGCUGACUGUGAUUGGUCGACAUCUGGACGCCGGCAGUGCCGUCGUCAUCUACAUCGAUAAGGAGGAGUGUCUCUUUGUCAAACGGACCAAUCGGGAGAUAGUCUGCAUCAGCCCCACUUCCGGUACCGGCACCGGCCCCACCCCCAUCCGGCUGAUGAUCGACAGGGCCGAGGUGACCAACUCAGACAUCAGCUACACGUACACAGAGGACCCGACCAUCUCCAGCAUCGAGCCCAACUGGACCAUCCUGAAUGGCAGCACGGUGAUCACAGUGACCGGAACCAACCUCCUGACCAUCCAGGAGCCGAAGGUCAGGGCCAAGUACGGAGGGGUGGAGACCAACAACUUCUGCUCCGUGGUCAACGACAGCACCAUGACCUGCUUGGCUCCGGGUCUGAUCUAUGAUAAACCCGACCCACCAGAGGGGGCGCUGCGCCCUGACGAGUUCGGCUUCAUCUUUGACCAGGUGUCUUCGCUACUUGUCCUGAAUUCCACCACCUUCACCCACUUCCCGAACCCCGUCUUUGAUCCUCUUGGGACCUCUGGGAUCCUGGAGGUCAAACCGGGCUCGCCCAUCAUUCUGAAGGGUAAGAACCUCAUCCCAUCAGCUCCCGGGAACAACCGGCUGAACUACACAGUCCUGAUCGGAGACUCGCCCUGCCUGCUCACCGUGUCCGAGAACCAGCUGCUCUGUGAUUCGCCGGAUCUCACCGGAGAGCAGCGGGUCGUGAUCCAGGUGGGGGGUCUGGAAUACUCCCCUGGAAUGCUUCACAUCUACUCCGACAGCACUCUGACGCUCCCCGCCAUCAUCGGGAUUGGAGCAGGUGGCGGAGUUCUACUCAUUGCCAUCAUCGCCGUGCUGAUCGCUUACAAGCGGAAGACGAGAGACGCUGACCGCACGCUGAAACGCCUGCAGCUGCAGAUGGACAACCUGGAGAGCAGAGUGGCUCUGGAGUGUAAGGAGGCCUUCGCAGAGCUCCAGACCGAUAUCCAGGAACUGACGAAUGACAUGGAUGGAGUGAAGAUUCCCUUCCUUGAGUAUCGGAACUACACUAUGAGGGUCAUGUUUCCUGGGAUUGAGGAACAUCCUAUCCUUAAAGAACUUGACUCUCCGGCAAACGUGGAGAAAGCUCUGCGUCUCUUCAGCCAGCUGCUGAACAACAAGAUGUUUCUGCUGACCUUCAUCCACACUUUGGAAGCUCAGAGGUCCUUCUCAAUGAGGGACAGAGGGAACGUGGCCUCUCUGCUGAUGGCCGCACUGCAGGGCCGGAUGGAGUACGCUACUGUGGUUCUGAAGCAGCUGCUGGCUGAUCUGAUUGAGAAGAACCUGGAGAACAGGAACCAUCCCAAACUGCUGCUGAGGAGGACGGAGUCCGUCGCUGAGAAGAUGCUGACAAACUGGUUCACCUUCCUGCUGCACCGAUUCCUCAAAGAGUGUGCUGGUGAGCCUCUCUUUAUGCUCUACUGUGCCAUAAAGCAGCAGAUGGAGAAAGGUCCUAUUGAUGCCAUCACAGGAGAAGCUCGUUACUCUCUGAGUGAAGACAAACUCAUCCGCCAGCAGAUCGACUACAAACAGCUGACCCUGAUGUGUAUCCCUCCGGAGGGCGAAGCUGGAACCGAGGUACCAGUGAAGGUUCUGAACUGUGACACGGUGACCCAGGUUAAGGACAAGCUGCUGGACGCCGUCUACAAAGGAAUCCCGUUCUCUCAGAGACCACAGGCUGACGACAUGGACCUCGAGUGGAGACAGGGUCGACUGACCCGGAUCAUCCUGCAGGAUGAAGACGUGACCACCAAGAUCGAGAGCGACUGGAAGAGACUGAACACCUUGGCUCACUACCAGGUAACAGACGGGUCCGUGGUGGCGCUGGUCCAGAAGCAGGUGUCUGCCUACAAUAUAGCCAACUCCUUCACCUUCACCCGGUCCCUGAGCCGAUACGAGUCGUUACUACGGACCUCAAGUAGUCCUGACAGCUUGAGAUCGAGAGCCCCGAUGAUCACCCCGGACCAGGAGACAGGAACCAAACUUUGGCACCUGGUGAAGAACCACGAACACACGGACCAGCGGGAGGGAGACAGAGGGAGCAAGAUGGUCUCUGAGAUCUACCUGACCCGCCUGCUGGCCACAAAGGGGACACUGCAGAAGUUUGUAGAUGAUCUGUUUGAGACGGUGUUCAGCACUGCCCACCGCGGAUCUGCGCUCCCAUUGGCCAUCAAGUACAUGUUUGAUUUCCUGGACGAGCAAGCGGACAAACGCCAGAUCACGGACCCAGAUGUCCGGCACACCUGGAAGAGUAACUGCCUCCCCCUUAGGUUCUGGGUGAACGUCAUAAAGAACCCUCAGUUCGUGUUCGACAUCCACAAGAGCAGCAUCACCGACGCCUGCCUGUCCGUCGUCGCUCAGACCUUCAUGGACUCGUGCUCCACAUCAGAGCACCGUCUGGGAAAGGACUCGCCGUCCAACAAGCUGCUCUACGCUAAAGACAUCCCCAACUACAAGAGCUGGGUGGAGAGGUACUACAGGGACAUCUCUAAGAUGCCCAGCAUCAGUGACCAGGACAUGGACGCCUACCUGGUGGAGCAGUCUCGUCUCCAUGGCAACGAGUUCAACACACUGAGCGCGCUCAAUGAGCUCUACUUCUAUAUCAACAAGUACAAGGAAGAGAUCCUGACGGCGCUGGACCGGGACGGGUACUGUCGCAAACACAAGUUGAGGCACAAACUGGAGCAGGCCAUCAACCUGAUGUCUGGGAGCAGCUGAGAGGAGGGGCCUAUGGGAGGGGGAGGGGCCUAUGGGAGGGGGAGGGGGGGCUCUGAGAUGGACCAAACCCACGGUCACACCUUCACCUACACCAGCAGUCAGGAAGCUCUCCAGUUGGUCCACGGCUCAGUAGAACCGGGGUUGGACUGGACUUUGGACCGGAUGGAACCCAAACCAGCUCCUUCUGAUGGACUCUGAGACAUUUGGAUCAGAACCGGGACCUGACCAAGACUUCAUGGACUCGUUUGUAGGUUUGGGUUUCGCUCAGCUGCAGGUCUGAGGACCAGGUCCAGAACUUUGGGUUGGGUUAGUUCUGGUCUGUGACAGGAAGCUGACCACGUCUCUCAGAACCUGUCCAGGAGACCGGAUCCUGAAGUCUGAACUUGAAUCCUUGGUUCUGUCUGGACGGAUCCAGGUCCUCUAACAAAAUGAGAUCAAAUUCCAUGACGGAACCUUGUUUUGGGUCUCUGGUUCCACCUGGAAUGGAUCAGCUGGUUCUUAAGCUUUAAUGAUGGAGGUCCACCAGGG